Messenger RNA from Humulus lupulus (European hop), 868 nucleotides. RefSeq names its product probable dolichyl pyrophosphate Man9GlcNAc2 alpha-1,3-glucosyltransferase. The transcript has 4 exons. Gene Ontology annotation, molecular function: dolichyl pyrophosphate Man9GlcNAc2 alpha-1,3-glucosyltransferase activity. Gene Ontology annotation, cellular component: endoplasmic reticulum membrane. Lineage: Eukaryota; Viridiplantae; Streptophyta; Magnoliopsida; Rosales; Cannabaceae. Gene Ontology annotation, biological process: protein N-linked glycosylation. The coding region runs from base 1 to 864 and encodes 287 amino acids. The record is from RefSeq and is a predicted model, not a curated record.
AUGGAUAUGAGUGCAUAUUUUGCACCUGCAUUUUUCAGCCAUCUACUGGGUAAAUGUUUGAAGCGUUCAAAUCCACUUUUUGAAGUGCUAAAACUUGGCUUUGUGGUCCUUGGCACAUUUUCUCUUAUAUGGUGGCCGUAUAUCCAUUCCAUGGAAGCCCUUUUGCAGGUUCUCUCUCGUCUGGCUCCUUUCGAGAGAGGGUUAUACGAGGAUUAUGUGGCUAACUUCUGGUGCACCACUUCAGUUGUUAUAAAGUGGAAGAGACUGUUCACAACACCAACACUAAAGCUUCUCAGCUUUGGUGCAACCAUCUCCACCUGUCUGCCUUCAAUGAUUCAGCAGAUAUGGGCUCCCAGCAAACGAGGUUUCCUUUACGGGUUGCUCAAUAGCGCCUUCUCCUUCUACCUGUUCUCAUUCCAAGUGCAUGAGAAGUCAAUUCUGCUGCCUCUCCUACCAGCAAGUCUUUUGGCAAUAGAAGAGCCUGUCCUUUACAACUGGAUCACACUCAAUGCUUUAUUCUCAAUGUUCCCUCUUCUUGUUCGCGACAAACUGGUUCUACCGUACAUCGCUCUGUUGGCUCUUUUUUCCCUUCUCAACCACGCGGCGCCUAAUCAAAGUCGAGGUACGAAGGAAACGAGAACAUUAGAAUUGUCUCUGAAAGCACUGGUCCUUGUUUGUGCACUCAUUUUUCAUGUAGUUUACUUAACACUGCCUGCACCCAAUAGAUAUCCUUUCCUUUUCGAAGCUUUGGUUAUGUUGCUUUGCUUCUCACAAUUUGUAUCUCUUGCUUUCUACACUAAUGCUAAACAAUGGACGUUGUUAAAACGCUCCGUUUUGGUACAUAAAGAAAAGAAGCUCCUUUGAACAA